GUAAAUCAAGCCACCGGUCGGUAGUAGAUAGAGAGACACUCGGUUUGUGGUGAAUCUCUAGAAGUUAUUUGUAGAUUUUAAAUAUGGCCGGCGGUAAAGCGGGGAAAGACUCCGGUAAGACGAAGACGAAGGCGAUCUCGCGCUCGCAGAGAGCCGGACUGCAGUUCCCGGUGGGUCGCAUCCACAGACACCUCAAGUCCAGAACCACCAGCCACGGCCGCGUGGGAGCCACCGCCGCCGUGUACAGCGCGGCCAUCCUCGAAUACCUCACGGCCGAGGUGCUGGAGUUGGCGGGAAAUGCAUCGAAGGACCUGAAGGUGAAGCGCAUCACCCCGCGCCACUUGCAGCUGGCCAUCCGAGGAGACGAGGAGCUGGAUUCCCUGAUCAAGGCCACCAUUGCUGGAGGAGGUGUGAUCCCUCACAUCCACAAGUCUCUGAUUGGGAAGAAGGGCCAGCAGAAGACCGUAUAACCUCGAGGGCUCUGGGCGUGGAGCGCCUCAGGAGGAGGUCCCCGCCAGUGGUUUAAAUGUCUUCAGAUUAGAACACCUGUCCCGUUAUGUGUGGUUGAGCUUUUCUUUUACUCGCCUGGGGUAUUUUUUUGAAAUGGCUUCAAAGAAGCUCAUUUUUUGUGUCGUUUGCUUUUAUUUUGCUUUUUUUCCCUGCAGUUUUCGUUCUGACUUUUUGUUGUUGCUUUUGUGGCGUUCAUAUGUUUAAAUGGUGUUUUAAUAAAGCUCUUAUUGGGCAUUUGUUCUCUCCAUUCUUG
Pseudoliparis swirei is the source of this 763-nucleotide messenger RNA. RefSeq names its product histone H2A.Z. Lineage: Eukaryota; Metazoa; Chordata; Actinopteri; Perciformes; Liparidae. The record is from RefSeq and is a predicted model, not a curated record. The coding region runs from base 84 to 470 and encodes 128 amino acids. The transcript has 5 exons. Gene Ontology annotation, molecular function: DNA binding; protein heterodimerization activity; structural constituent of chromatin. Gene Ontology annotation, cellular component: nucleosome.